This is a messenger RNA of Periconia digitata, 3038 nucleotides long. The record is from the annotation of a GenBank genome assembly. Lineage: Eukaryota; Fungi; Ascomycota; Dothideomycetes; Pleosporales; Periconiaceae.
CCAUUUUCAUACGCUGAAGGAGGCCUUGAAGACUUUCUCGCCACAUCGCAUGUUUACUCGAGUAUAGCUUGACAACCCAUUCAUUGAAACGCUUUCCACAGAAGACACGCCCCACGAAACCCACAAUCUAUACUCGGAUCGUUAGAAACAAGGCUUGAUCGUGGAGUUAUCAACUUGCCAAUAACAAUUCUGAGAUUCUAACGUUCAUCACCUGCCAUUAUUCCAAAACAGCCUGUAUAGGCUGCAACGCUACUCCGCGCAGGAGCUUGCUCAUACUCGAUACUACAACACUCACCCCACCUCGGAGCGACUUCGAACCUGGAUAUAGGACAAUGGAGCUUUCGAGCGUCGAAAACAACCCUCAUGCACCUCUACGUCUUUUGUCGCUGGAUGGAGGAGGUGUGAGGGGACUCUCUUCAUUGAUGGUACUUGAUGACCUGAUGGAGAACAUUGCACAAGAGGAAAAAAGGUUAGGAAGGCGACCAAACAACGACUCUGAAGCAUUGAAACCAUGCGACUAUUUCGAUCUGAUUGGCGGUACCAGCACUGGCGGAAUCAUAGCUAUUUUACUUUCCAGGCUCCGGCUUGACUGCAAGUCGUGCAUUCGAAUCUAUUCAACCCUCGCUCAGCAGAUUUUCGAGCACGACAGGUCAAUUAAAGUCUACGGCGUGAAGAUACCAACAGGCGCCAGCCGAUUCUCAGGCGUCGUACUAGAACGAGCAAUCAAGCAAGCCUUAAGAGACCUCGGCUAUGAUCCUGAUGAGUUGAUGUGGGACGAUUCGCUUUUCGAAGAAGUUCCUGACAAUGGUUUGCCGCGUGACAGCAUCUGGUCAGACGUGGUACCCGCACCCAAAAUCACCGAGAGUCCAGUAGCCACGCUCAAGACCACUAGCGGUACGGCAUCGAACAGCAACAACGGCCAUAUGUCAGCACACGAUGAACUCGAAGAGCAGCCACUGAUCAAAAUCGGUGAUAUCGCCCGCAAGCUCUCCAAUCUGACCAGAUCGAAUACCUGGAAGCUCCACCCUCGACAGAGUGUUCAUAGGAGGAGGGGUGCCAGAGGCUGCCGCGGCUUCGUUCUCACAACUUUGAAGAAUGCCCUGGGCUUACCUCGAAUCAUCUCAACAUAUGAUCCAAACGAUCGUACCACACGAAUAUGGGAGGCACUCCGCGCUACAUCCGCAGCACCUACGUUUUUUGAAGAAAUGACAUUUGGCACGCCCCGAGUAACAUAUCUUGACGGCGGUGUUGGCUUCAACAAUCCUUGUGCAGAAGUCGAUUACGCUGCCAAAGCACUAUGGGAGGGACGAUCCAUCGGUGUCAUAGUCUCAGUCGGCACCGGCCUUCAAUCUAUACCAUCAGUCAAGAAAAUGGCUUCAUGGCUGCCUUUUGGACUCGGCACUGAUAUCGCAUUGGCCUCAGCUCUUGCUGGUAUGGCGACCGGUACUGCCCGCGUAGAUAACGAGAUGAAGCGCAUGUACUACAAUACGUCUACCCAGUAUUACCGUUUUGACGUGGAUCGCGGCCUGGCAAACAUCAGUCUUGAACAGUGGAUGAAAGAAGAUGAGAUGGCGGCCCUCACUGAGCUCUACAUGAGAGAUGCAAAGCAGUCGCGCUCGGCUCAGAACUUUGGCGAUAUCAUGGCAAAACUGUCUGCUCUACCACCGAAGUUUGAAAUUGGAGCAACGCACUUCAAAGUUGGCAUAGAUGGAAGAGGACUCAUGGAUCAAUCUUUCUCGUUAGUGCAGUUGGACUUCAAAACAGGUAUGCCGCUAGGCGUCGUUUCGCAUCUCGAAGACGUACCUCGCAUGAGUCAAUUCCGCGAUACUUCACCUAGCGGCGAGGGAGGGCUUGCAGUUGGCAUGGAUGGCAAAUUGAAGAAAAUUUACCCGGUGGCCGAAGAUCUAGAUGGAGACGGCCGGCGGGAGGAGGCGGCUGUCUAUCAGUGCGUGCGUGGCAACAACAUCUGCCUUAGAACCAUCAAGACUGGCAUUCCUCAAGGACGUUAUCGCGUUCAGUUCAUUGUCAGCUUCCACAAUAGCAAAAAUACCCCGCCGCAUGAUCUUGUCUUCUCAGUAGGCAAGCCUUUCGACAAGAAUACAUUUGCACAGCGUUAUGUUGAUGUCAAAAUCACACCGGAUGUUGUCCCCGUACUACUCCAUCCAGACGCAGUCAGGGUACGCAUAGGAAGCAGGAGGUAUGCCGAGCACAAAGGGAAAGGGUGGAUGGAAAUUGAAGGGGAUGUUGAAAUAAAUGUUGGUCUCGACGGGGCGCUGGGGUUUGUGAUCAGCAAGAAGUUCGAAGAAGACGUUUUUGUAGAUGGUUGGAGUUUCGGGGGAGUCCGACUCGAGCCUGUGUUCGGAAAGCCUGGAGAACUAGUCACAAAAAGUCUCAUUUGAGUGAGAUGUUGUAUGUUGGCUCAUUGGUUUUCGACAUAUCAGUUUUUUCGGCAUUUUAGCGCGAACGGGCAUUGCAUUGGUGUUUCUAAGAAAGCUGGACUGGGGCGUUUGUGAGAUUUAGCUAUCUAAGCUUAGAAAAUUUGCCCCUCUGUAACUGUCGUUGCUGAUUAGAGCAUCUAGAUGUUAGAGGAAUUCUGCAUCUAGAACAUUGGUCGUGUAAGCGUUAUUUGUAGUAGACUGCUUUUCUAUGGUGGUGUCUCUAAAUGCAGCCUUUAGGUUGCCUAGCUAUUUGUUGUAAUGCUUUUAGGGGUUUGGGAGGCUGUCCUGUAAGACUAGAACGCGACAGGAAUCUGGAAUCUUAAACCUAUCUUGGUGCGCUUGAAUAAAGUCUGCGUUGGUACCCUGAAUGAUGGGGCUAGCAGCCACGCCACGAUGAUUGGGCUCGGUUAUGUGGAUAUCGUUAAUGCGAUCCGCUACAACUGACUGCUCAUCUUUUCGUGUAGAUGGAUGCAGGUACAGUCGUUGCUCCUUCUUGAGUUCCCGCUUCUCCUGUCUGGCUAAUUUCCUGCGUAGGUUCCUCUCUUUACUGCGCUGGGAGCUCGGGCCUGGGGAUAGCAUCAUAAUGCGACCGGGACAUCC